UUUUUGUUUGUUUUUUUUUAACCUUAGUGUCAGAUUACACUGGAAUAUGCACUAUCCCAUUUAAAAUAGGACAUUCUUGUGUCUUUGAGGAUACCGUUGUCGAUCUGGUUCACACAGUGUUUUCCUGGUUCUGUUCGAUUAGCCGAAUAGCUAGCGUAUGCGCUAGCUCGCUGGCUGGCUAGUAAGUCUCCAGUGAUGCUAACGUGGCGACGGCUGCACGUGAAGGCGAGGGCGGCUCACGGAUUACUGACGUCCAGGCUGGUGACAGAACAGCAAACGUGGGUACACGGACACUUACCGUCGCGUCAAAGCCUGAGCACGGGCACACCUGUGCGGAAUGACUUCUUCAAAGAUUUGGAGGUCCAGUUGGCAGCCGCGAGGCAGAAGGCUGUCGAUGCAAUGCCGGGCAGCAGCUGGAGUCCCAUUGAGAUCAACCCGAGCCUUCCUCCGGAGAGGGCCGACAUUGUGAUCGUGGGUGGGGGUGUGGUGGGCUGGUCCAUCGCCUACUGGCUGAAGCAGAAGGAGAGGGUGCGAGGAGCGUUGAAAGUGGUUGUGUUGGAGAAGGACACAACGUACGCUCAGGCCUCCACGGUGCUCUCUGCUGGGGGGAUCCGGCAGCAGUUCUCCCUGCCUGAGAACAUCCACCUCUCCCUGGCCUCUGCGGAUUUCAUGAGGAACAUUAAUGAUUACCUCGGCGUGUUGGAUGAAGAGCCCAUAGACCUGCAGUUUAACCAUUCAGGAUACCUUUUCCUGGCCAGUGAGAAUGUGGCCCACAUCAUGGAGGAAAACUACAGCACCCAGAGGGAUGCUGGAGCCAAAGUUUCACUCCUCUCUCCCACACAACUCAAAGAGAAAUUUCCAUGGAUAAACACAGAUGGUGUGGUACUUGCCUCGCAUGGGCUGGAGAACGAAGGCUGGUUCGACCCCUGGACUCUGCUGAACGCCUUCAGGAGGAAGGCCAUGUCAAUGGGAGUCGUCCAGUGCUGUGGCGAGGUCACAGAUUUUAAGUACUCGGUGAACAGGGCGAUGACGACUGAGGGCGAAAGUUUGGACAUAAGAAGAAUUAAAUCUGUGAAGGUGCAGAUGCCAAACAGCCUGGAGUACCAGCCGGUGGAAUGUGCCAUUGUGGUGAAUGCAGCAGGAGCCUUUUCAAGUAAACUGGCACAGAUACUGCGAGUCGGCUCCGGCGCCAAAAACACCUUCGAAGGAAUCUCUCUGCCCGUCGAGCCUCGGAAAAGGUUUGUGUACGUGUUCCACUGUCCUGACGGUCCAGGUCUGGACACGCCGUUCCUCGUCGAUUACUCUGGAGUUUAUUUCAGAAGAGAGGGACUGGGAGGAAACUACAUCACUGGAGCUUCACCAGAAGAGGAGAACGAGCCGGACACUGGGAAUCUGGAGGUGGAUCAUGAGUUUUUUAUGGAAAAGAUUUGGCCCAACUUGGCUCAUCGGAUUCCUGCCUUUGAGAAACUUAAGGUGACCAGCGCGUGGGCAGGUUUCUACGACUACAACACCUUCGACCAGAACGGCAUCAUUGGGCUUCACCCUCUCAUCCCCAACAUGUACUUUGCCACCGGCUUCAGCGGCCACGGCCUGCAGCAUUCUCCCGCCGUGGGCCGCGCCGUGGCCGAGCUCAUCCUGGACGGGAACUUUCAAACGCUGGACCUGAGCAGAUUCGACUUCAGGCGGCUUCUGAACCAGGAGCCGAUGCUGGAAAGAAACAUUGUGUAGUUUCUAAAAUAAUAAUAAUAAUAAUAAUAAUAAUAAUUCCAAAAAAAACUGUGAAAAUUGCAAAGAGGAUUUUUCUUUUAUGGGUUUAUAACUUAAAGACUUCAGUAUUUUUUGAUUUUAAAAGUGUUAUGUGAUGAUGAUACUUUUAUAUAAUCAAACAAAAUCCUGAUUUCUACUGAGCCUCAACAAUACAUAUGUUUUCUGAUGUUUAUGUAUAUAAUACAUUAUAUAAACUAUGGUAAGUCAUGGUAUACUUCCUUACAUAAGCUUUUACUGUGUCAUGUUUAGUUGUGGAUGGUUAAAAUAAUGUCUCAGCAGAGGGAAGAGUCUGUUAAUAAAGACACUUUUUAAAAUGA
Solea solea (common sole) is the source of this 2084-nucleotide messenger RNA. It is a transcript of the gene foxred1, whose product is annotated as FAD-dependent oxidoreductase domain containing 1. The transcript is spliced from 11 exons. Gene Ontology annotation, cellular component: cytoplasm. Bases 196 to 1728 code for a protein of 510 amino acids. The record is from RefSeq and is a predicted model, not a curated record. NCBI's taxonomy places the organism in Eukaryota, Metazoa, Chordata, Actinopteri, Pleuronectiformes, Soleidae. Gene Ontology annotation, molecular function: oxidoreductase activity.